Molecule: messenger RNA, 2216 nt
Organism: Conger conger (European conger)
Lineage: Eukaryota; Metazoa; Chordata; Actinopteri; Anguilliformes; Congridae
Product: acidic leucine-rich nuclear phosphoprotein 32 family member E-like
Exons: 7
Coding region: 129-893 (254 amino acids)
Biological process (GO): regulation of apoptotic process
Cellular component (GO): nucleus
Molecular function (GO): phosphatase inhibitor activity; histone binding
Source: RefSeq, a predicted model, not a curated record
ACGAGUAGCAGCCAUUGAUGAAAGCCGAGGUAUAGGGCUGGGCACUGGAGUUUCGGCAAUUUUUUUAAUUUAGAUUUUUUUUUUCUCAUUUGAAAUUUUUUAAAUUUAUUUAUUCAUAGCUUUUAGAAAUGGAGAUGAAGAAGAGAAUCAGUUUAGAAUUGAGGAACAGGACUCCAGUUCAGGUGGCAGAGCUGGUGGUUGACAACUGUCGUACGAGUGAUGGGGAGGUGGAGGGUCUUACGGAUGACUUCAAGGAGCUGGAGUUUCUCAGCAUGGUCAACGUGGGCCUGACUUCCCUGGCUAAGCUGCCCUCACUGCCAAAACUGCGCAAGUUGGAGCUCAGUGACAACAACAUCUCAGGAGCUCUGGAAACGCUGUCGGAGAAGUGUCCCAACCUGACGUACCUGAACCUGAGUGGCAACAAGAUCAAGGAGUUGCGCACAGUGGAGGCACUGCAAAACCUGAAAAACCUGAAGAGUUUGGACUUGUUCAACUGUGAGAUCACCACUCUGGAGGAGUACCGGGAGAGCGUGUUCGAGCUGCUGCCUCAGGUCACCUAUCUUGAUGGAUUUGACCAAGAGGACAAUGAGGCUCCGGAUUCUGAGGCCGAUGACGAUGAUGAGGAUGAGGAUGAUGAGGAAGGAGCAGGCCCUACAGGAGACUGCGACGAUGACGACGACGAUGACGAUGAUGAUGAUGACGAUGAUGAGGGCUCGGAGGGAGGUGAAGAGGUUGGGCUAUCUUACCUCAUGAAAGAGGGGAUCCAGGAUGAAGAGGAUGAUGAUGACUAUGUAGAGGAGGAGGAGGAAGAAGAUGGGGCUGGAGUGCAUGGACAGAAGCGAAAACGGGACCCUGAAGAUGAGGGAGAGGAUGAUGACGAAGAUGACGACUAGCCCUGCCGGAACCCAAUCACGGGUUCCAGAACUAAGCUGUAGAACAACGGGGGGAAAGUGUGAUCUUGCAGAUUCAGUUCUUUGUUAUACCAUAGAUAUCACUGUAGAAGCUGUGUUUCUUUUUAUAUAUAUAUAUAAAUAUAUUACAAAAGAAAGGAAAGGUUUCAACAAUUCAUUUGUAAUCAUUCCAGGAUUUCUUUUUUUCCCCUGUUAUUGUAUUGUUAAUAAGGGGCCAGAGGUGGAUGGGUGUAGUGUUCAUUAAAAACUGUGAGCCAAUGGCUGGUUGCCUGUAGGGCACUGAAUUGGCUUCACAAAAUUAGAUGUGCACAAUCGGUUAAGAACUGUGUACCUUGAUAAACUGAAGUUCCAUGUUUCAAAGGUGCGUCUUGCACCGUUCACCUGCCGGUGGCUAUGGUGUCCUUUUGUUUUGCUAUCUGUGUGACUUUACUGAGACCAUAGUAAUCUAGAGUAAGGCUUCUGCUUGCCUGGGUUCUACUAAGGUUGGUGUGAAUGCAGUGUCUGCCAACAAAACAGGCCAGAUAUUAAUUGAUACGGGCAGCAACAUUUAACGACCGUAAUGUUGUGCUUGGAACUUUCCCAGAAAUUUGCCUGCAACUGGUUACCCUAUGCUGUUUUGUGGGGGUCACUAUUUCACCGUGCUUUUGUAUAGGAUAGGAUGUUUAUUUUAGUGUCACUUAAUGAUCCUCAUAUUAGUCAAUGGCAGUUGAAGAGUCCUCGUGAGUUAUUGUGGGGGGGGGGCAUUAUAGGGAGGUACUGGAAAGUUACUUUUUUUUCUUUUUUAAUGCUAAUGUUGGUCCUGGAGACACAAUGUUGCUUGGGGUUUAAAGUUAAUAAAAACUUUGAGCUAAAGACCUGAACAUGUUCAUUCCAACCAUUUGUCUCCAUUCAAAAGCUCAGGUGGACCAGAAGGGUCUUGCAGAUCUCCAGGGACCUGACCGGUCAUCUCACUGAAAUCAUCAUGUCUUUUAUUUCUGUCAAGCUGUGGACAAAAAGAGCUUUUUCCUUUUUUUUAUUUUUAUUUUAUUGAGCAAGAACUUUAAUCAUGUUUGUAUUGCAAUAUGUAUAUAGUAUCUGUUCCAACCUUUGUAUCUCCUGUGUACAUUUUAUUUAGAAUUCUUUUUUUUUGGAUCAUCUUUGAUCCUUUUAAGUAAAUACAAAGCACAGGUCAGGAGGUAAAGAAUCAAAUCCAUUACACAAGCUUUUUUUAUUUUCUGUCCUCUGCUGUUGUGACAGUUGUGUGGUUGAUGUUUGUGUGCAGUAAACUUUUAGGGUGUUUUUAAAAUAAAAAGAAAUUUGCUUUAA